Molecule: messenger RNA, 5221 nt
Organism: Brassica rapa (field mustard)
Lineage: Eukaryota; Viridiplantae; Streptophyta; Magnoliopsida; Brassicales; Brassicaceae
Product: putative nuclease HARBI1
Source: RefSeq, a predicted model, not a curated record
GGGGGGGGGGGGGGGGGACCAGCUACUUGAAGUGUGCUCAUUAAGGACUAGUAUCCAACAUGUCAAAUAAGUAUGUCUUCAAUGUACAUGGCUUUAAACUACUAGCGACAUUUUUUUGCUAACAUCACGUGCUAGCUUAAUUAAGAUGUAUCAACAUGUUGAGGCCUGAUGAAGAUGAGCAUUCAGCAUCAAGAUUGUAACUAACUGCACACCAAGAGUUUGGCCGUGUGCUAGUAUAUAUCUCGAAUACCAAUCUCGAAUUGUAUAUCAGUCUUUGAUGUUAAUACUUUUGUUGCCAAAUUCAGGCUGUAUGAUCUAUUCUGGAAGCAUUCUGAUAUCGAUUUGUUGAAAUUGCUAAUAAAGACGAAGAAGCAUAGCAUAAUUAAAUUGACUACCUAGCUAUAUUAUUAAAAUAUACUUAUUUCCUGUAAUUUAUUUAGCGUGUUUCAAUUACUGAAACCGAAAACUGAUCUUUCGUAUAGUGGGAUUGAGUACAAAAUACCAAUCUGGGAGGAGGGGGGCAAUAUAUUACUAGUAUGCAACAUCAAAUAGAUUAAAAAUAAUGAAAGCAUUUCUCUAAAAACAGGAUUGUAUUAAAUGAAAGCACUAUUCGUUUAAACGUUACUAAUUUCAUACAUUUAUAUAUUUCAGAGUAGAAUCAAAACUUCCUUUCUCAUUUUUAGGUUGUAGUAUAUUACUACUAGUUAAAAGAGGAAAAUACAAUACCAGUAGUAGUGAUAUAUUACUACUAAUACUUAUAUUCCAAAAUGUUUCCUUGCUGCCCCACAAGAGUAUUUUUCAAUACGUCCAUGUAUUUCUACAAUGGAUACACUAUUCACAGAAAAGGAGAGAACAUAUUGGCCUUGGACGGUAAAAGAAAUGCGAGCGCAUUGGGAUUUGAUAUUCGCAAUAAUUAGAAACAGAGUAAUAAAUGGUGAGGCAGAAACUUCAAUGUACCAUUUUACUACAGCAUUUCACUUCUUCAUCUGUAUUACUUAUUCAUGAUGACUUUCUUUUUUUUUUCUUUUUCCUCUGUGUAUUCUUAUUCAUCAUGAUUCAUGAAUUUGUUUUUUCUAUUGAUACUGUGGGCAAACGCUUCUUACGCCUUCGGAUAGGAUCCAUCCUUUUAAAUAUUUGUAAUUAUUAGUUCUAUCUAGUGACCUACUCAGUUCUACAGACAUGUCAAGAAAAUUUCAUUUUUUUCUGUCUUGAGAUUUGACAUUGGUUCCCAAAGUAAUUUAAUUCUUCACUGUCCCAUUAAAUUUCUGGUUCGUUAUACGCUUCAACUAAACAAUGUUAAGAACUUUAACGGCCGGAAACAUUUAACUAGCUGGGAUACUCGGCCAAAGACAAGGCAAUCAAUAUAUGUAAAAUCCAACCAGACACUGAAAGAAUAAACUGUGCGAAUCACGAAUAAGUAUUGUUUGACCAAAAAGGCCGAAUUGAUAUAAAAAAAAUUACAAAUUAAUGUUAUAGUUAAAAUAUAAAUAUUCUAAUUUUCUGAUGUUUUUAUCAAAAUAUAAUAUCUUUAUAUAUAUAUUAAACAUCAUUUUGAGUUCUAUAUCUUAAAUAUAACUUACAAAGAAAAAUCUCAAAUAUAAUUUUUGUGAAAUUUUAUUUUUUUAUCAUGAUAUAUAGUUUAACAAAAUUGUUUUUUAUCUUUUAAAAGUUAAAAUUGUGUCGUUAGUAAGACAAUUUCCAAUGUAUUUUGCUAUUUUCAUUUUUAAAAUAGAUGAACUCUAUAAUAAAAAUAAAAUAUGUUUUAAUAUAUAUUUUAAAAAUAAUAAUUUUUAAAUAUAAAGUAAAAAAUAGAAGAAUACAAGAAAAAAUAUAAAUCUCUAUUAUAGAAGUAGAUUAGAGUAAUUUCACGUAUAAAUGUUAUUAUAAAGGUAAAAAUGAUAAUAGGUUAGAGAUGCUCCAAACCACAGACGACUAAACCAAAAGUAGACGAGACACUUGUUUAUUAUAAUAGUUUAAGCACUCCCUCGAAUACCAUUUGUUGUACGUUCAUACAAAACUUCGAAAACGUUAUUUAACUAUUAAAUUAUUCAUGUAUGACACGAAGCUCUUUAAAAAAAUUCAAACUUCGAAAAUAAAGAUCAAAUUUUAACGAUCAAACCGUCCUCCACCGCACCGCAGUUAACAGUAACAAAAAUCUCUGCAUAUACCAUAUAUCUAUACAUUUUUAUAACUGUUAGAACCGCACCGCAGUCAAACCGCUUGUUCCGCACUGCUCAAUUCACUGUUACCAUUCAGAGCCUUAAUUGGGUACACUCAACUGAAAAAAAGAAAUGAGAAGUUUGAAUAAAAUUAUUUUUAUCUCAUCAUCCAAACGAAAGAUUUGUAAUUACAGUUACAAAAAAAAAAAUUGUAACUAAAUAUAUCACCUGUUCUUUUUUUUUUUUUCUAUCAGAAGCCACUUUGUUCGUUUCAAACACCUGGUGGGUGGUACCAAUUGGUGCUUGGUACUACUACAAAAUCCAAAGUAAUGAUCAUUCAAAAACAAAAGUUAUGAUCAUUAGUCGGAUGAGAAAGGGUUUUUGCUUAAUCACAUAACAAUUCUGUUUUAGGCCACAGACAUGCAUGUUUGAGCGUAAUGAAGUCAUAUAUACGUGUGUUUGUAAAAUGGAUUGGUCUAUGUUUGCUGGUCAUGGGUCAUAUAUGUAUAUGAUGGUUUGUGGAACCAAACCAACCCAUAUGCUCUUUAAAAUAUGAAUUUGACCGAUCUGACAAGGUGGUUCGAUUCAGUUUGGUUUGAUUAAUUUAGAAACACUGAUUCAUCCACAAAAGUUCGCAACCAAAAAUCCAAUAACUAAAAUAUGCAACUCCAUCUGCACACUACACUUGAUCCAACUAGGCUUGUAAGCUGUAACUUGUAAGGCACACACAACAUUCUACGAGUAUUACUAAGACCACCAUUAACGCAGGUUAUUAACGAGGUCCUUAGGUAUUAAGUGGAUUAAAAUUAAAUCAGAAGAAAAGAAAAUAGGGAUAACCGGUCCUUAAUAGAAGUGUUUUGUGAUCGAAUAUAUGUGAGGUUGUAAACCCACGUGUCUGCCUCUCAAUUAAAGUUUAUUUUUUUUCUUUUCUUUUUUUCUUUCUUCUCUCACUUCGUUUCUUUGUUUUUUCGUGUUCUCUGCAACAAGUAGAGAGACGAAACCGAUCGAAACGACGAAACCCACCACUGAUCCUCCACAUGGAUCCUCCACCACCGAUACUCCACCACCCAUCGUCCGUCUCCGUUCUUGUGUUCUCCGGGACAGAGGAAUGAUCCAAACCCACCACCAAUCAAAACCCACCACCACCGAUGGAAACACACCACGAUUCCUCUGUCCCUCGAUUCCUCCGUCGAUCGAUUCUCUAAAUCUUCUCAGUUCCACGGCGAGUCCCUCGAUUCCUCUCUCCUUCUUUCUUCAAAUCGUUUGAUGUUUCUCACUGAAUUUCUAUGUUUUUUUUUUGUAGGAUGUCGUCGGGAUUGUGGCGAAACUAUCAAAACUCUCUGAAACUCCGAAAGACAAAAAGGUUCGAAGUUGACGCGAGGAAACAAGAAGGUAUGUCUCAAUCAUCAUCCCCUUCAAUAAGUUGUUGUUUUCAUCUGUGAUCUUAUUAGUUGUUUAUCAGUUUUGUAUCUGUUUUUUGGAGAGUUUUGUAGAUAUGUUGUAGUUACCGCAUCAAUGAAAGGCUUGUGUUUCAUCAGAUUUAUGUCACUGAUCCUGUGAAGAAGAACGGCUUCUACUCUGGAAGGUAUACUUUCCAUUGUUAAUUUUAAGAAGACGUAUGUGAUUUGAUAGAUGCUUGUUUAAAAAUUUAAAUUUUUUGGCUUAUAGUGCAGGGAGGAAUGAGGCGGUCUAGAAGAGAGUAACUUGGAAGUGACUGAAGCUGAUCCUGAUUGCAAGACCAGGUACUGUUCGAUUUCUAAAAGCUUUUCUUGCUUUGAUCUUAAUUGAUUGUGUCUGGUAGUAGUUGACAAAGUUUAAGAUCAUUUGGUUGUGAGAAUUAGGUUGUGGUUAGAAUGAAAGCGUGUGAUGAAUGCGUACGAUUAAUGCUUGGUUAGGUAAUAAAUAUGUUAGAUAUAGGUCAGUUCAGAAUGAAGUUGAAUUCUUUCGACAAAAAAAAGAUGCUCUCGGCCGUCUUAGUCUCUCUCCACUUCAAAAGUGUACAGCAGCCAUUCGUGUCUUGGCAUACGGUAAUGCGGCAGAUGCUGUUGACGAAUACCUCCGACUCGGUGAAACUACUGCUCGGUCAUGUGUGGAACACUUUGUCGAAGGAAUAAUAUACUUAUUCGGCAAUGAGUACCUAAGAAGACCAACACCGGACGAUCUUCAACGUCUACUUUAUGCUGGUGAGUUCCGUGGAUUUCCCGGGAUGAUAGGGAGCAUCGAUUGUAUGCAUUGGGAGUGGAAGAAUUGUCCCACCGCUUGGAAAGGGCAAUAUGCACGUGGUUCGGGAAAACCCACAAUUGUUUUAGAGGCGGUUGCUUCAUUUGAUCUCUGGAUAUGGCAUGCGUUUUUUGGACCUCCAGGUACCUUAAAUGAUAUCAAUGUUCUUGAUCGCUCACCUGUUUUUGAUGACAUAAUACAAGGUAAAGCACCGCAAGUCACUUACUCGGUCAAUGGAAGGGAGUAUCAUAUGGCUUACUAUCUCACUGAUGGGAUUUAUCCAAAAUGGGCUACUUUUAUCCAAUCUAUUCGGGAGCCACAAGGACCGAAAGCGGUUUUAUUUGCUAAACAACAAGAAGCUGUCCGAAAAGAUGUCGAGCGUGCUUUUGGAGUCUUGCAAGCUCGCUUUGCCAUUAUUAAAAACCCGGCACUUUUUUGGGACAAAGCCAAAAUUGGAAAUAUUAUGAGAGCAUGUAUCAUACUCCAUAAUAUGAUUGUAGAAGAUGAGCGAGAUGGAUAUUCUCUGCUUAAUGUUUCAGAGUUCCAACAAGGAGAAGACACCGGGAGUUCACAUGUCUAUGUUGAUGUGGAAAGAGAUAUCCCUUCAAAUAUUACCAAUAUGAUGGGUGUUCGAAGUAAAAUUCGUGAUCCACAUAAACACCAACAACUGAAAGCUGAUUUGGUUGAACACAUAUGGCAUAAAUUUGGAGAGUUCUGAAGAUAACAACAAGUUCGGAAGUUUGCUUCAAAAUAUUCUCGAUUAUUGUACUAAUCUUUAUUUUCAUGUUUUUUUUUUAAUUUAUGUUUAAAAUGUUAUAUUUUAAUAUGUUUUGUUUAAUAAA